Aspergillus welwitschiae is the source of this 614-nucleotide messenger RNA. RefSeq lists its product as uncharacterized. The record is from RefSeq and is a predicted model, not a curated record. The transcript is spliced from 2 exons. Lineage: Eukaryota; Fungi; Ascomycota; Eurotiomycetes; Eurotiales; Aspergillaceae. Bases 74 to 445 code for a protein of 123 amino acids.
CCUACAUGCGAGGAAUCAAGGCGUCUGUCUGUCGCUAGUUCUAGGCGAUCUUGCCGUUUCAUAAUUCUAUAACAUGACUCCCAUACUUCAUGAUAUCUCCCUCGAUCUUCUCCCAGACAACGAGGGGGUGAUAGAUCAUCGACAUUCACCAGAGCAGCACGAGUCCGAUGCAACGCCCUGGAUUUUGAUUUCGAGAUCGGGAGGUAAUAUGAAUCUGUUUAAGCUCUGUAAACGGCCAUCCAUACGACACCUCCCCUUAGCCAGCUCGGCUCUAAGGUCGAUUGAGCAGGUUGUGGGCGUUCAUGACAAUCUCGCACCGUACCAUGCAUUCCCCACUUUAUAUUUCUGUUGCCAGUGUGGUGACGGUCCGAAGUUCUGGGUUAACCAGCCAAGGUGUGCCAUCUGUAACCACAAUAUAUGCGGAUACUGCAAGCCGGCCAAAUGAUAAUGCCUUCCUGCGUGAACAGCAUGUUUCGUUCGAAAGGUUUCCUUUUCUCACUGUGGAUCCAUACCUAGUUUAUCCCCAUAAAUGUGUCUGCCACGGAUUUGGGGCGGCAUCAUAAACCUGAUCUCUGGGUCGGGUCACGCACAUAGCUUAUUCGGCUCCGACAGAU